This is a messenger RNA of Malaya genurostris, 7612 nucleotides long. RefSeq names its product lariat debranching enzyme (gene ldbr). Bases 5717 to 7342 code for a protein of 541 amino acids. Gene Ontology annotation, biological process: mRNA splicing, via spliceosome. The transcript has 5 exons. The record is from RefSeq and is a predicted model, not a curated record. Lineage: Eukaryota; Metazoa; Arthropoda; Insecta; Diptera; Culicidae. Gene Ontology annotation, cellular component: nucleus. Gene Ontology annotation, molecular function: RNA lariat debranching enzyme activity.
CCAGAGUGACGACAUCUCAUCCGUAAUUUUGGCAACAAUUCCAAACAUUCCAUUAGCUUUACAUUGAAUUGACAGGUCGUUUGCUCGUUUGGAACUGGGAGCUGUCAUUCCAAUCGAACAGCUGUCGCCAUUCUGAUUAUAGUCACUCUAGUAAAGCAAAUUGAACGAAUAUUUCGUGCAAUAUGUCGUUCGAUAAGCGCUCAAAAAACCAACAAAAUUGAACGGCCUGCUGAGAGGGUCUGUCGGAUCAGAAUAAUUGCACUCAGAGAUGCCAGGUUCACAGAUUAAUCUGCAAAUGAAGCCCUCAAACAAAUACAAAUAAUAAUACCCCUAGGUCCUAUACAAAACGAUCGUCAUUGUUUGCUUCACGAUAUGAUCAAUUAACCGUGGCCCAUUAUUCUACUCCAUUUUGACAAGAAAGACUUGACGAAAAAAUUUCUAACUGGCAACUUUUCUGAAUUGAAAAAGAUAGUAUUCAAUUAUUUGUAAACUGAGAUACUGGCUAAGACCGAAAGUCGAACUGUAUGUAUCGGACAAAAGAACAAUGUUCUGUUCUGAACGAAGAGAUAAUCAAUUUAGCGGUCUUAGCUGGGAUUUAGAUACCGGUAUCAUACAGUCAAAAUCACAGAAAAAGCGAGAUUGCGGAUUGUGUAACUCAACGCACCUUAAUGUCUACAGGAAACAUUAAACCGGCAUGUAAGAGCUUUACAUGCCCUACAAUAAAUAUUGAGCCGUCUUGGAGAAACAUAUCUGUCAUUAUGAAACAUAAUGGCAGCCAGCUUGAGUUCAAAUCUAUCGCUCCAGAUUUACAUCAAAAACUAAAAUUUUUAUAGUCAAAUUAUCGAUUAAACUAUCUCUCAAAUGUGUUUUUGCUGUUUUCGAAAAAAGUGCAACUGUUCAUAAUAAUGUGUAUUAUUUUCGUGGAGCCUUGAGACGAUGAGCUUAAUGAAAAUCUACGUUUGCAAAGAGAUAUGCGUCGAAUGUCACUAAAUAGAUAAAGUUCAUCAUUCCUAAGAAACACUAAAGUGUUUCUUCAAAAAGAUAGUUUUACGGAAUGAUUUUCAUCGUCCCAUUUUUUCAUUAACCAAAUAAUGGAAUGGUUAAGUACAGAGUGUUUUUCAAUAACAAAGUAAUAUUUAAGCUGUUCAAUGUCUUGGAGCAUUUUUUGGUUUUAGAGAUUUUCGUUUAUCUCAUGACGGUUGAAGAUCGUUCCAGGCUAAGGAAUUCGGUUUGAUGGAAUUCUGAUGAAUGCUAUCCAGGGCAUCAUCGUAACAAUGACAAACCACAGUAUUUAUGAUUUUAAUUCUGUUGUACCCGUAAGCGGAGCUUGUCGUAGGGAGGGAACUAUCUACAGGGCCCGGCACUCGAAGUGUAACCAAUUAAAAAGACCAUAAAUUCAGUUUGGAAAAUUACUUUUACUUAAUUCAAAGUACAAAAUGUGUAAAAAUAAUACAAAAUUCAGAAUCAAUUCACUUUUGCUCGAUAUGACCACCUUUUGCCUUGACUAUGGCCUUGAGACGGUCAAAAAACGAAUCGCAAGCUGCCCGAAUGUGACUUGCAGGUGUAUUUUGGCCCACUCGCGGACAAUAACUUUUUUCAGCGCCUCGAGACUGGUGUAUCUUUUAGUUCGGACUUUGCUCUCCGAAAUGGUCCAAAGAGAAUAAUCCAUUGGAUUCGCAUCUGGUGAAUUCGAGAGCCAUUGUGUGGACGUGAUGAAGUUCGGAACGUUGUUUUUCAGCCAUUCUUGGUUCACUCGAGCUUUGUGAGACGGUGCCGAGUCCUGCUGAAACGUCCAUAGUCUGCCACCGAAAUGUUUGUCUGCCCACGGCUUCAAAGCAACCUCCAGAAUACUUUCCCGAUAAUAUGUCGCAUUUACCUUGACGCCAGGCUCGAAGGUCUGAAGUUAGUUACACUUCGAGUGCCGGACCCUGUAGUAGUGAUUUCUUCAGAAAGAGAGAAAACGUCGACAAGUUUAAAAUUCAGAUAUAACAAUCGACAACUCUCAUUGUGUAACCUAAAAACACAGAAAGUUAUACUUUAUCAGCAAAGUAAUUUUUAAUAUUAGAAUACAAAAUCCUUUUUAAUUUACUUCACAAAAAUAUGCCUUGUUCGCAACAGCAUUUUUUUUUCUUAUUCAACCGCAAAAAAUAAUAAACAGUACACUAAGAAAAAUAAGAUGGUAACAACUACCAUAUGGGAGGUUAGUUUAACCAUACGAGUAUAGUGGAUUUCAGCACACAAUAAAAUCAGAUGAUGUUAACAAUAUGCAAGCUCACUUUUACUAUGACUGGUUUUGGAUCUAGAAUAGUAAUAUUGAACUGUAUAUCGUAUGAAUAACUACUAGAGUUGGAAUGUUUAGCAUAACCGUAAUAGCAUCUUAUUUUUACAUUGUACUCAUUGUUUUAACUAGUUCUAUGGUAUUUUUGACAUUUCACUUCUGGUUCGUUCGAAACACAGAAUUAUAGUUAAUUUGACAAUGGUGAAGAUCGUUCGAACAUGCGAAAAUGUUUAAAAGUUAUAUUAAUUGAAAUUUCUAUGCAAGAAUAACAAGAGUACAUUAAAACCUGCUUUAUUUUCCUAAUACAUUUUUACACUGAUUUAACAUUAUAUAAAGAAUUAUUCAAAAAAUUUUAAAAAUUUAUGUAUACAAUCAGAAAAAUAUUAUGGUAACAGUUAUUAUAUAGAGGGCCAACUUGACCAUGUGGGUAUAGUGGUUUUCAACCGACUAUUAAAUCAGAUGAUUUCAACAAUAGUCAAGUUCAUGUUUACUAUAAAUGGUAUCGGCUCUAGAAUAGUACUAUUGAAAAGUAUGUUGUAUGAAUAACUAAUACGAUUGAGAUGGUCAGCCAUGACCGAAUCUUUAUUUACAUUGUAGGUUUUGCUAUAAGAAGAGCCAUGGUAUUUUCGACAUUUCACUUCUAGUUAUUUCGAAACUAAAGCAGUGGUUGAUAAAACAAUACUGAAUCCAGGAAUCGGACGAUAUUCGUCGUUUUUACAUCAAUCGCUUGAUGUUGUUUCUACAGGGGCCGAUAAUGAAUAAUAAACCUUAUGCGAAACGUUAAUUUCACUGAAAAACAUAGCCAUUGCUGGCAAAAUUGUUGAAAAUUGAAAUUCAUCCACGAAAACUAGCAAGGCUACAAACUUUACUCACCUGCAAGAUCUACCAAAUUACACAAUAUAAGUCACAAUAUAAUUUUUUUUUUUUUUCAAAUCAAUCACUGAUAUCUACGAACGAAAUUUUCUGCUAUAUUGUAGCUUUAUGUGACAAUAACAAAGUACACCCGUUUAUUGACAAUUUGUAUAGUCAGCACAAAUGAAAUACAUAGUCGGUUAAAAAACACUAUACGAUAUUGUGCUUACUACAUAAAUUAUGUUGAUAUGGACUACAUGAAUAGUGUUUUCAAACUUCAUAAUUGUCUUUUAAACCAUGUUUCUAUUUAUGGUAACAUUAACAUACUGUGAACAUAUUUACAUGAUAGCAAUAACUAUUUCGCUUCUUAUAUAUAUAUCAAGGCUCGAGAGCAAUUUCAUCUUACUAAAAAUUGUGAUUUUAACUAUUUGUUCUUAUAUUUGAGAUGACUACCAUUGUCAGGAUGACCAUGCCAGAAAAGUCAUAAAUACAAAUAGUUUAGUCAAGUCGUAGUCUUUGUAGAGGCGUGCAAAACAGCUCGUUUUAGUGAACAGCUCCGAACCGAUCAGCUCACCAAAGUGAAUCGAUUCGAUGUAUCAGCUCAUCAGCUCUUUUAGUUUGAACUUAAAUUUCAUUUUGUGCGCCGUUUUUCUUAUGCACCGGUUUUCUUUCAUAUGCAUGAUCGAAAUUGACUCAUUGAUUCGCAUUGAUGCAAUGAAUGCAAUGCGAAUUAAUUUAUCUUUAAUUGAUGUCGACUAAAUUGAAUCUCUUAAAGAGCCGAAGAUCCGAUCAACUCGUAGCGUGUUCCUUUCGUCAUAAUGCAGUGAACUGGGUAGCAAAUGAGUGAGCUGAUGAGCUGCGGUUCUUUUGAAAAGAGCUGUGAGCUGUCAGCUCACUUCAAUGAUUCGAUUCACUGGAACAGCUCAGGAGCGAAUUGCCCAUCUCUAAGUCUUUGUUGUCUAGUAUUUUAUACAAUACAAAUGGUGAAUAGUCAUACAACAUGAUUGUUGCUACUAUUCAAGCGUAUAGUUGAAAUGACAAUGAAGAACGGGUUGAGGUUACUAUGGUUUUUUGCUCAGUGUAUCUAUGAUGAAUUCCCACUUAGAAAAAAACGUUCAACGGUGGUCCAAUACGUUGGAUCAUUGGUCCAAUGAAAGUACAAUCAAUCGUUCAACGGGAGGCCAACACGGGACCUUCGUUUGCCGAUUUUGAAACAGACCGUUGAACCGAAUGCCAUUUUUUUCGUUCAACAAACCCGGCAGACAGAGGUCCAUUGUUGAGCCAUUUUUGACAUGAGGAGUUGGAGCCCCGUUGGACUAGUUUUACUGCAGAAUUUCUGAAGUUUUCUCCACUUAUUUGUUUAAACUAACAAUACAUACCUCCAAAAUACUUCUAUUUCACGUAGAAUAACAACAAUUUUUCUUUCUAUGUAAAGGUAACACUUAAUUUUCACACUAUUUUUGCAAGAGAAAAAACAACAUCAAACCGUUCCAGCAAAUUGAACGAAUAUUUCGUGCAAUAUGUCGUUCAACAAGCGCUCAAAAAACCAACAAAAUUGAACGGCCUGCUGAGAGGGAUUGAAUCGUACCCUUCAGCAUUACCAGUUAUACAGAAAACUAUCUAAAGUACACUGUCACUCUUACAGUGUACCUCGACAGUGUACCACAUAGCGCAAAAUGUGUCCUCGAAAAUUUGUCGGAGUAUUCCGUAUUAUAAUUUGUAUUUGCCUCAAAAUCAAAUUGCAAGGAAAAACACUGUGCAACACUGUCCACAUAUUUGUAAGGGCCGUUUAAUUUGAUUUGAACUGUACACUCAAACAAAAAAACAUAUGGAAUUUCAUAAUGAUUCAUAGUAAUUGUAUGGUUUUAAGCAAGAAUAUCAUAUGCAAAUUAUAAAACCGCAUUCGUAUGAAAUCUAUAAUAGUGAUAGAUGAUAUGUAUAUUGAAGAGUCAUAAACAUUGUAAUAGAGGUAUACUUUCAUACUAUUUUCUGAAAUGGUGAUUUUUGAUGCAUUAUUAUAUUAGCCUAAAAACAGCAUCCGCUUUGCAGAGAAAUUCUGGAUGAUUCGGAGUUUACAGAGGAUUCGACGUUAACAUUUCAUAAGUUCACAUGAACCAAUGAUGGUUUCUCUUUUUUACUUCUCUUCUGCUUAAAACUCAUUAAUUUUCAUCUGAUACGUAUAAUUAUUAUUUUGCUAUCAGUACUAGAUUGCGAAUUGUUUUAUAGCAGUAAUUCAAAGAAGAAUAGCGUUUUGUAUCAGUGUAAGUUAAAGUUUACCUAUCUCAACUGCGUUUGGCAUUUUCAAAUAAAUUGGGUACAAUUUCUUCAAAACUAAGGACUUGGUUUUUAGUGUGCAUAUGUAUCAAAACGCAGCAUAAACUCUCUGAGAUUUACAAAAUUUAAUCAUCAGGAACACCGACCGGGCAACAGCAAAUAUAAACAAGAAGCAUACCGAGCGUAUCAUUUUUAUCGCAUUCAUCAAACGAUGCAACUUUCUGGCCGUUGAAGCGCGUUGUUUUUCUUUGAACUUGUGAAUUUUGAUAUCAUUUUAUUUUUUGUUUUUGGGGAAGAUAAGUAGAAUAAAAUAUGAAAAUCGCAGUUGAAGGUUGUGCCCACGGAGAGUUGGAAAAGAUUUACGACUUGGUUGAAUCCAUUCAGAACCAGGAAGGAUAUCAGAUUGAUCUUUUAAUCUGUUGUGGAGAUUUUCAAUCGACUCGAAAUUUGGAAGAUCUACAGUGUAUGGCAGUGCCGAAGAAGCAUUUGGAUAUUUGCACUUUUUACAAAUAUUAUAGCGGUGAGAAAAUAGCUCCAGUACUAACGCUGUUUAUCGGUGGUAAUCACGAAGCGUCCAACUAUCUUCAAGAAUUACCAUACGGAGGAUGGGUUGCACCGAACAUUUACUACCUCGGAUACGCAGGGGUAGUUAACAUAAACGGAAUUCGAAUAGGAGGAAUAUCCGGUAUUUACAAAGGGCAUGAUUACCUCAAGGGAAGAUAUGAGUUCAGUCCCUACAAUGAAACUACCAAACGUAGCGUUUAUCACAUCCGUCAAAUUGAUGUGUUCCGGUUGAAACAGCUCACACCCAAGGUUGACAUUCUAUUAUCCCAUGAUUGGCCCAGAGGAGUCACUAACUAUGGGAACAAAAAUCAGUUGAUUCGAUUCAAACCGGCGUUUAGAGAAGAAGUAGAAGAGAACAAAUUGGGAAGCCCUCCGUGUGAGGAUUUGUUGAUGAAUUUAAAACCUCCUUAUUGGUUUUCUGCUCAUCUGCACUGCAAGUUUUCUGCAUUGAUUCCGCAUGAAAGUGGAGAAAUUACCAGAUUUUUGGCACUAGAUAAGUGUUUGCCUAAAAGGCGAUUCCUGCAAGUUCUUGAUUUGGAAACGAAAGAUGAAUCCGGGAAAUUGGAAUUGAAUUACGAUUUGGAAUGGCUUACUAUUUUGCAUUUGACCAACCAUCUGAUUAGCAUACGAGGUAGCAACGGUUAUAUGCCAGGAGAGGGAGGCUCAGAAAGAUUCAAUUUUACUCCCACAGAAGAUGAGAAAAAAGUUGUUCUAGAACGAUUUUGCAACGAUUUACGGAUUCCACAAAAUUUUACUCGAAUUGCAGAACCCUAUAAUCCUGCAGCAGGAAUUGGUUUGGAUUUUGUUGAUCAACCUAAGGCUUAUAUCAAUCCCCAAACAACAGAUUUCUGUGAUAAGCUCAAUAUAGAUGAUCCGCUACGGUUAGCUAUGCUCAUGACUGGGCACACUCUCAUCACUUCAACGUAUGUCGAUCAAGGCCCGUUGAAUGUUUCAAUCAACUCGGACAAAAACCAUGGCGAACUUGUGCUAGAUGACGAUUCCUCUUCCAACGGGGAUGACCUGACAGAGGAAGUGCCUUUGUGUACCCGAGCACCGUUGGCAUCAGUACUACCAAAACCCAAAUGGAGACACGAUUCGAGCACCGAUGCUUCCACCUUGGAUGAUUCAUCUUUAUCGACUUCGAACCGCAGUGUAUUGAGUUUGCCGACACCACAAAAACAGGAUUCCAAUCUGUCGGAUAAUUUCACUAUAGAUGAGUUAAAUUUGUCCAGUCCCAAAAUUUCCGUCGAUACGAAAACUGGCGGAACGCAGCCCGUCGAUGGAAACAAAGUGGACUGUACCGAAGAGAAACCACCGAUGAAAAAAUUUAAACGGAGAAAUGAGGCAAUUUAUGCUAAGGAGGAUAGUGACUAAGUAUUGUUGCUGCCAGCCUGGAGUGAUUGUGACCAACAUUGGCAUUGGUGAGUAUCAAACAAUUUCAUUGUCAAAAGUAUAUUUAGAAAACUAAACUUGCUAAAAUGCAAUAUUCGUUAGAGAAAAAUUAUAACGAAGGAACUAUUAAGAAGGGACAAACUUUUGUAGGAAAUAAAAACUCUAGCAAUGAUUUGCGUACUACUAAUUAAGUGUUCGAGUGCAGACCACGGCAGAGUGAUCAAUCGACCUAAAUAAAUGUAUUAAAAUUGA